AUGAAAGAUGUUGGAAAAGGCUUUGACCUUUCCCCCAAACUACAAGCUGUUGAAGAGGGAAUGAACUCCAGCCAAGACCAACGAUCCAGAGGUGUUCCAGAAGUGGAGGAGAUAUUUAACUCAGGAGGAUCAUUUGACAACAAGACGCAAGAUUCCCAAAAUGAUCCAGGUCCAGAGAAACUGACAAAGACGGACCAUGUGUUGACAGAAGAAAACUUUGAAAAUCUAUCAGCGGUGACAGAAGAAGCAGAAGAUAUGAGUGAAGAUGGCAUUGAACCAAAGAUCACUCAGACGGAUCAGGAUUCAGACAAAUAUCAUUUGAAAGGUUCUAAGACGAAUGAAGUGACUCAGGAGGAAAGAGAGUCAAAUGAGCCCAAAAUGCUGACUGGUUUUCCAGGCUAUGAGCUCCUGAGUUCACUGAGUUCAGAUUUCCGAAUCUCAACUUUACAAUUUGAACACAACACUGAAUAUCCGCCAAACCUGGAGCUGGAAGAAGAGUUUCUGCGGCUCAAUGAAGGUGCGUUCUGUCCCCAAGAUAUGGAGGAGUUUGAUGACCAAAUGGACCUGAGUCUGGAGCUGGACAUGGACGAAGACCUGACCGAAGCCAAUGUGCGUGUGCGACCGGUAGAGCGUUACGUGUUGAUAGAAAGCCCUCCCUUCAGCGACGAAUUCUCAGAGGAAACGAGAGCUCUGUGCGAAAGCUUUGAAACCAUUGUGAAGGACGAUGGAGGAGUUCCGAUUGGUUCUAACGUCAGAGAAGUGAGUGGAUUUGUGGACGUGGUGAUGUCAGAAGAGCAGGAUUCUGGAAGUAUUUUGAGAAACGAUGGAAAAGAGAAUGUAGAAGAGAGUGGGGAAGAGUGGGAAGGUGAGAUGUUUCGUGUUAAAGAUGUGGACAAUUGGAUUCAGGGAAGUCUGGGAAGUGCUUCAGAGAGAAAAGAAAAAGGACUGAGCAGAGAAGAGUGUGGAGGGAGUUUAGAAGGCGUCACCACGGGUGGAAACACAACCAAAAGGGAUGGAUUUUCACAAAGAGCUUCAGUGAUGGUUGAGCAACAUGCAGAUGAAAGUCAGACAGGUUCAAUUUCAACAGAAGCAGCCCAAAAGGCUCAGACACAGGUCCCCAGGAGCGAAGGCAGUUUGGAGAUCCCCCCGACUCCCCCAGCGAGCGAAUGGCGAGUGUACGGUCGGAGCAGUGGGAGAAUCAGUGCCAGUCCUUCCAGUAACCAAGACCCAAGUGUGGCCAAAACCCAAGGAUGGGGUCUGUGUACAAACAAAGACCUAAGUCUGACCAAGAGUAACGUCCUUGCAGUCCGCAGUGAAGACUCUAAAAUUACUUUUGCAGAAGAAAAGGUCAAAACUGUGGAGAGCUCUGUGUCUCUACAGUCUACCAAGGUCUCAGGUGUCGUAAGCACAGAGCCAGAGAGUGUUUCAACCCAGCGCGCUCUGAGUCCAGGACGGUUCGCUCGGGCGGACAGUGGAGAGUGGAGAGUUUAUGGUCAUAACAGAGAUCUACAAAGUUCUGUACCAAGGGUGCUGAGUCCGACAGGCCGACCCACAAGUCCUGUGCCCAUGGCUGCGAGCCCAAGUCGCUUUGGGAAAGGGGGCAGCGGCGAAUGGAGAGUUUACGGACAGAGCCAAGACCGGCAGAGUUAUGGCCUGAGUCAAACUGCACGUCUCACAAGUCCAACUCCCACCAGUCCUGUCGAGAUGGGACGGUUUGCAGGGGCGGGCAGCGGGGAGUACUUUGGUAAAAACAGUGAUUGGACGAGUUUGGGGCCGAGACUGCGGAGUCCGACAGGGCGACCCACGAGUCCUGUUCCCACAGAAAUGAGUCCAGUGGAAACAGGUCGAUUCGGGAAGGCGGACAGUGGGGAGUGGUUACUAUACGGGUAUAACAGAGAGAGGAUGAGUUCUGGGUUGCAAACACUGAGUCCGACAGGUCGACCCACAAGUCCUGUCCCCAGCCCUACCAGUCUGGUCGAAAGGGGCCGGUUUGCUCGGGCAGGCAGCGAGGAGUACUUUGGUUAUGGCAAAAGUAGUAAUAGAAUGAGUUCAGGUCCAAGAGUGAUGAGGCCGACAGGGCGACCCACAAGUCCUGUCCCCAUGGCAACAAGUCCGGUGGAAACGGGUCGCUUCGCUCGGGCGGACAGCGGAGAGUGGAGAGUUUAUGGUCAUAACAGAGAUCAGCAGAGUUCUGGAUCGAGAGUGAGUCCAACAGGCCAGCCGACCAGUCCUGUGCCGGGCGUGACCAGUCCAGUGGAAAUGGGUCGCUUCGCUCGGGCCGACAGCGGGGAGUGGAGAGUGUAUGGCACCAACAGAGAGAGGAUGAGCCACGCGGAUCAAGAGGAUUUACUGUUUGACUCCCGAGCACUUAGUCCGACCCAAAGCUUGAGUCCUGAUGGUACUCAAAGGGAGUUGUGCUUCACCCCGCCACCACUGUCACCCUACGGCAGGUUUAGCCCACGCACCCUGAGCCCGGAUGGGUCAGACGGCCCCCGAUCGCUGAGUCCCGAGUGGAUGGUGUACCGCAGUCUCAGCCCGCGGAGGUUUGACGAGACACAGAUGCUUGCUGACAGCGUUAACAAUGCUAAAAACGCUACCACGAGUCAUGCUAGUGCAGAUCAGCUUGGGAGGUGGGCCACAAAGGACUGGCUUGUUUACAAAAGCAGUGGAGGAGCUGACGAGAAGCUAAGGAAGCGCACACUCAGCCCGCCGCAAGUGCAGACCAAGCAGUUCUAUGUCCAGGGGAAAGAGGGUACUGCCAAAGGGGGCGUGGCUAAAACGGCCAUGGUCAAAGCAGACAACACUUCUGGGAAAAGCUCUGGAAAAGUGGGCCGUGGGCUGGUCGGGUCGAUUGGGAAGCUGGUGAGCGCGGACUGGAGGCGAAACAAAGGGAGCAAAUUGGGCGUGGCCAGUGGGGGUCGAGUCAUCAGCAGCAGCGACGGACCAAUAGGCAGCUCCGGCAGCGGCACUAGCACCAAGAAAGAGCGAAUCAGUGUGUGCAAGAUGGCCGCCGCGCUGUCCAAGGAGAAGAAGAGGAGCACAGCGCCCCCUGCUGUCCAGCCCGGGUCCACGUCUCACCGCUCUCAGCUCUGA
Messenger RNA from Knipowitschia caucasica, 3093 nucleotides. The record is from the annotation of a GenBank genome assembly. NCBI's taxonomy places the organism in Eukaryota, Metazoa, Chordata, Actinopteri, Gobiiformes, Gobiidae.